Messenger RNA from Dicrocoelium dendriticum, 571 nucleotides. The record is from the annotation of a GenBank genome assembly. NCBI's taxonomy places the organism in Eukaryota, Metazoa, Platyhelminthes, Trematoda, Plagiorchiida, Dicrocoeliidae.
UGCGUUCCCACUAUACCAGUUCUGCGAUGUGUUCACAAACGAAUCCACGCUACACACACAUUGAUCCAACUCCGACACUCCGAACGACUGCCAACGCUUGCAAUACAAAGCAAGGGUCCGUAACUCAGCACCAAAACUGCACAGCACAUCCGGCAGAUGACGCAACUCGCCAUACAUACCAACCGAUAGUUGCUGCUGAUCCGCUACUCGAACACUCAGAGCCUCACGAACCAACUCCGAGCACUUCAAACGAUCUGUCAACUCCAACAAUGUACGUUCCAAUAAUCCGUUCACAUAACUCGCACUAACCUUAGCAAAGUGGCACACCAACUUACCCAACAACCUCCUCGCAUCCACCACUGUAGGUCUCGACGAUGUAGCCGACCCAAUGGCACCUCCAGUCGACGACACCGUCACCGGAAUCCAACAACCAACACCCACACUCUGCACACCUACAUAACGAUCACUAGCUUACACACCAUCCGGUCUGUGCUCCGUCUUCCCAACAACGUUCCACGACCACUAAUGACCCCACAUAGAAGAUCCACAUUUUUCCUCCACAUUCUCACCA